This is a messenger RNA of Gekko japonicus, 1853 nucleotides long. RefSeq names its product abhydrolase domain containing 18 (gene ABHD18). The transcript is spliced from 13 exons. The coding region runs from base 167 to 1555 and encodes 462 amino acids. The record is from RefSeq and is a predicted model, not a curated record. NCBI's taxonomy places the organism in Eukaryota, Metazoa, Chordata, Lepidosauria, Squamata, Gekkonidae.
GGUCUUCGCUGUUCGGUUCCUCCGCUCGUGGUCUGUGGCGGGACAGCGAAAGACACGCAGCGGAGCGCAGGGGUUGAAAAAAAAGGCAGAGCCUACGAGAGAGGCGCGCCUGGAGAAGCCUCUGGCGCCCGUCUCUUUUCUUUCAUUCGCCUCAUGAGUUUUGCUAAUGGGUGUGAGCAAGCUAGAUGUUUUAUACAGACGCCUUCUUCUUACUAAACUUUUCAUUCAAGGAUGGGGAAGACCAGAAGAUCUGAAAAGAAUAUUUGAAUUCAGAAAGAUUAUUGGAAACAGGGAAAAAUGCCAGACUUUGGUUUCAAGAGACUAUCCAGUGCAUGUUAACAAGGUUGAAGAGCAAUCAGAUUGCAAGAUCCUUAAUGGACACUUUAUUUCACCCUUGGCUCAUUAUGUUCCAGAUAUCAUGCCAAUGGAAACCAUUACAGCAAGGUUUCAGUUUAUAGUACCGAAGCGGUGGAACAGCAAGCACAAACCUGUAUGUGUUCAUUUAGCAGGGACUGGAGACCAUUACUUCUGGAGACGACGCACUUUAAUGGCCCGGCCAAUGAUCAAAGAGGCUUGUAUGGCUUCAUUGCUACUAGAGAAUCCUUAUUAUGGAUGCAGAAAGCCUAAGGAUCAGUUAAGGUCAAGUCUAAAAAAUGUGUCUGAUCUGUUUGUGAUGGGAGGCGCUCUUGUGCUAGAAUCGGCAGCUCUUUUACACUGGCUUGAGAGAGAAGGUUAUGGACCCCUAGGAAUGACUGGAAUAUCAAUGGGAGGACAUAUGGCAUCAUUAGCAGUAUCAAACUGGCCGAAACCAUUGCCCCUAGUUCCUUGUCUAUCCUGGUCUACAGCUUCUGGUGUUUUUACUACGGGUGUACUGAGCAAAGCAGUGGACUGGAGGGAGCUAGAGAAACAGUAUUAUAGUCACAGUGUUUAUGAAGAAGAAAUCAUUCAGAUGCUUGAAUAUUGUGGGACAGAUUCAUUCAAGAUGGGACAAGACUUUGUUAAAAAUUCUCCCAGCAGUGUGGACAGCUUAAGCAACCUGGAUCUGAAUUCUAGUAUGCAGAACUUGGAUACCAGAAGCAAAGUUCCAUCUUCGGAAGGUGGCCGCUGCCUUAGCGCUAGCAAAAGUACUCUAAGUGCCUCAGCAGAAGGAUUGUUAGUGAAAGAGGCAUCAAAAAUGCAGUGCAUAAACCAGACAUUUUCAACCACCAGCGAUAGCAAUAAGGACUUUACCUAUGAGCAGAAGCAUCUGAUAAGUGGGAAAAGUGACACUUUACAAAGAGAAUCUCUAAGGUUUAUGAAAGGGGUGAUGGAUGAAUGUACCCAUGUAGCUAACUUUUCAGUUCCAGUUGAUCCGACACUGAUCAUAGUUCUUCAAGCCAAGGAGGAUGCUUAUGUUCCAAGAACUGGAGUGCGUAGCCUUCAAGAAAUAUGGCCAGGAUGUGAAGUCAGAUAUUUGGAAGGAGGUCAUGUUAGUGCAUACCUCUUCAAACAAGGAUUGUUCAGGCAAGCCAUAUAUGAUGCAUUUGAUCGUUUUCUUCAGAAAUAUGCCAUAUAGUCCUGUUCUGAACUACUCUGCAUAAUCUUGUUCUGAGUUUUCCUUGUGGAUUUUCAUGUUUGGAGAACAACUUGAUUAGAGAUGUUUAAUGAGGUCACUAAUUGAAUGUCCUGUGCAGCUGUUAUCAAUAUUAGCAAUCCAAAAAUAAGAACCCUAUCAGCCAAGGUCAACCAACUUUGAUUAGUCAAAACUAUGAAUAUCUUAGCACAAUUUGUUAAUGCCAACUAUGUUUGAAGUCCAUAAAAUAUGGUUUUAAAAUAGCUAACUUAAUUUGCACAUGUACAUUGAAAAGAGACAA